AUCACUGCAUUUGUUUUUCUAGGGGGUGUGCUUCGUGUUCCUCCUCGCUUGCGCGUUCUCUCUCCUCCCCCUCUCUUGAUGUGCGUGUAUUGAUGCAGGAUCACAGUUGGUCUCAAGGGUGUAGCUCAGACACUGCAGUGGAAGGUAGGGCUGGGCUGCUCUACUAUACAAUGCGCUGAAAGAUGGUGCACCAGGAGAAAUGUGUUUACCAGGCCCAGAGGAAUGAGAGGGAGUCCAUAAGGCAGAAGCUGGCCCUUGGCAGUUUCUAUGACGACGGACCGGUUACUUUCACUGGCUGCAGCAAGAAGUGCAUAUCGUCACGGCUUCAGAAUGGGGUGAACCUGCAGAUGUGCUUUGUGAAUGACAGUAGCAGUGAUAGGGACAGUGAUGCAGAGGACAGCAGAACAGAGACCAGCUUGGACACCCCAUUGUCACCUGUGAGCAAGCAGAGCUCCUCUCUGUCUGAUCGGGACACUGGUGAGGAAGAUUUAGAGUCGGACGAUUCAGAAUUCUGGCGGUUACAGCGUCGGCUACAGGAGGAGGCGCGUGUUGCUUUGGCUCUGGCUCGUCCGAUGGCCCGCAUGCAAGUGGAGGUGGAAAGACAAAUUCAGCUUCAUCGCAGGUCCCCAGUGGCAGACCUGUUGCCACAUCUGCCACACAUCAGUGAGAGUCUAAUGAAGAGAAAUCUGAGACCUAUGGACCUGAGGGACAUGAGUCUUGGUCAGUUACAGGUCAUCACCAAUGAUCUGCACUCUCAGAUACAAGGUUUAAAUGAGGAGCUGGUGCAGCUGUUGCUCUUGAGAGAUGAACUUCACAUGGAGCAGGAUGCCAUGCUGGUUGACGUUGAGGAUUUAACCAGGCAUGCGCAUAGCCAGCAAAGGCACUUGAUGGAGAAGGUUCCAUCCAAAGGCAAAGGAGCUUGCCACACUCGCUGUGAUUCUCCAUACUGAGGCAAACAUUAAAGAGCCCAGGGGCCAACCACUUAUGUUUCACUAUAUAAUGAAUCUCAUUGAUCCCUUUUCAGUCCGACUAGAUGUAUGUCUUUUUGCCUUCGUUGGCUUUGUGUGGAUGUUAAUUAUACAUGCAGUAAGUGUUCAUGCAUGCCUGCACCCUAGCUAACGGAUGCACACACAGAUAAAGCCUAUUGUAAGGCUUUUAUAAUGUAGAAUUAGGGACUUCAUAUGUUGUUGGAAUUCUAUCACGAUGACAGGUUUGCUCUUUUCAGGGUAUUUCUUGAUAAUGAUGUACUGAGUGCCAAAGAUGUAUUCGGGUCGCUUAGUAUGGACAUUAAUGUUUGCGCUCAGAAACUAUAUUAAUACUCUCUUCUCAACUGUAAACUGCUUCUCUGUGCAGAUUAUUGCCGGUUUUGUUUAACAACCUAUACUCCAGUUUCCCUUACUUGGGAUUAAUACGCCUAUAUGCAGUGUUUAAUACACUGGCUAAUGUGCUUGAGAUCUCUCAGCUAUAACGGAUAUGACAUUACCUGAAUGGUUUAAAUGGAAAGAAAUAUUAGGGUGAUGUUAAUGUUAUAUUUGUUUGUAAGAAGCUGCCUGAUGUGGUGGAAAUAAUUUUCUCAUGUUCACAAUGAACUGUGAUGUCUGUCUUUUAAGAUUGUCUAUUUUACCUACUUUUUUCAUCCAAUUGUGGCAUUUCUGGUUUCACAGAUGUAAGUGACAAGACAUGGUUGAAAUACCGUCGUGUGCACGGAAAUGGAAAAGGAUAUUACUAACAAAUAAAUGACUUAUCUUGG
Molecule: messenger RNA, 1750 nt
Organism: Paramisgurnus dabryanus
Lineage: Eukaryota; Metazoa; Chordata; Actinopteri; Cypriniformes; Cobitidae
Product: schwannomin-interacting protein 1
Biological process (GO): positive regulation of hippo signaling
Cellular component (GO): plasma membrane; cell junction
Source: RefSeq, a predicted model, not a curated record